AUGCAAAAACGUCCAACACCACCACUCGUGAGUAGCGCCCGUAACAUUCAGGGAAGUGUUGCCUCCUCAUUGUCGGACCACCACUUUGACCACUCUGGUGGCAGUCUUCACUUAGAGGAUGAAUAUGCAUCUUCGGCUUCCUCCUCCUUGUUUGGAUUUGGAACCAAUCAAAAUAACCACAAUAACAUUCAUUUUCCGUUCUCUUCUUCUCCCUAUUCAACCUCUCCCAACAUGUUUCUUCAACAAAAUUCCAUCUUAAAGACUCAUCAUCACUCCAAUUUUUAUUUGUGCACGUUUGAUGCGAGAUUAUUAUCGAGUCCGGAAGGCUUGAAUUUCAUCUUGUCUGCAAUUACGUCAGAGAAGCAAAAACUAUCCGAAAGGGAUGAAAAGGGUAAAAUUGUUCUGGUAGUUCCAUCGAAUCUUGGUCUAAACGAGAAUCAACACUUGUUGAAAAUUGUUGGAAAAUUAGCCAAGCAAUCCGAACAUGAUUUUAUUUCAUCAGCAUCAACGGAUAGAAGAAAUUCGAGUGAUAGUGAUGAGUCAUCAGGAAAUGCAUCACAUUCAAAUCGUUUAUCGUCUCCGGCCACACCUCCAACACAGAAUGACCAACUUUCAACUAUUGUGGAUGAGUAUCUCGAUGAAUUAUUACGUCCUCUUCAACAACUCUACAAACAAUACAAUUCACUCGACACCCAUACCUUCUCAGAGUAUAGAGCAAAAUUAAGAAACCUAUUUAUUGGUGUUAGCUUAUUGGCAGAUGCAGCUCCGAAAGUUAUUGCGAAAAUAGUUGGAUGUUACAGCGAAAUGGUUUGCAAUUUCUUGUUGGAGUAUUUGCAAUUUGAAGGAGAACGUAAUUCUCUUACUGUUGCAUUGAUAGAUAGUAAGAAAUACCUCGUGACAGCGAUUGAAGAAGUUACCCAUAGUGACAAGGUUAACUUUACCAUUUAUGAGCAAAGAAAGAAAGACCAAUAUUUAAGAGCUCAUUAUGAUUCACCUCUGGUUGAUACUGAUUUAAUUGAAGAAUUGAAUGGACAUGUUGCCGAUGUUUUGAUUGCACCAGGAAAUAUUGGAUGUGACAAUAAGGGUGAUAUUGUGCUGUUUGACAUUAGCCCAAAUUCUGACAUGUCAGUGGCUAUUUUUGCCACCAAGCUCGACAUUGGCAGUGUUGAUUUUUGGACAAAGGAUGGUGGUAUUUUCACCUGCUCCGAGAUGAAAACUACAAAUGCAAAAUUCGUUUUUGAGUUAUCUUAUCAUGAGGCACUAGAAAUAGCUACUUCUGACAAUUUCAAAGUAUUGCAACCCAGAAGUCUCAAAAUCUUGCAGGAAUCGGAUAUUCAAAUUAGAAUACGAUCCGUAAAACUUUUCAAUCGAUUCUCAAAAGGCUAUCUUGACAAGGAAUACAUAACAGUCAUUAAGAGCGAAUCUUCCAAUGACGAUACCGACAAUGAACAACAUGACCAUGUCACUAGCUUGACCUAUGAAGAAAAAGUGCCACAUGUAAAGUGCAUUUGUAUCCGACGAGAUAUUCUGAUGCUUUCAAUUGAUACGUUGGACAUGUGGCAAAAAGUUGGUUUCUUGGCUGAUGUUUUUGGAAAAUUCAAAAAGUAUAACAUUUCGGUGGAUUUUGUUACAACCUCAGAGGCCAACAUUACCAUCACUUUGGAUGCAACCAAUAAGCUUGAUAAUGAAGUUCUUAACAAGUUAGUGAACGAUUUGAGAUCCAUGAAUUGUAGAGUUGAAAUAAUUGGGCCUUGUUCUGCCUUAUCUCUCAUAGGAAAGAAUAUUAGAUCAUUCUUACCUCGCCUCUCAUCAGGGUUAACCUAUUUCUCUGGACAAAAGAUUCAUUCUGUGGCACUUGCUGCAUCCGAUGUGAAUUUGACCUUUUUACUUGACCAAAAUAAUUCCAAUGAACAAUUAUUGAAGGAAUUACAUGACUGGGUCUUUAUUAAGCAAUCCAUAGAUUCACAUUACAUUGGACCUACAUGGUCUGAACUCUUUGAAACACAAACACAGAAAGUGAAUGAUGUGAGUGGAAAGCAUGUCUGGUGGCGUCGCAAGAGACAGCAAUUACUUGAUCUCAUUGAGAAGGAAGAUCAAGCCAUCUAUGUCUACGAUGUUGAACAAUUCUUAGCAAAUGCACAAAAACUCAUUAACAUUUCCAUUAGGAAUAAUGGUCCAGUUGAUCAAAUUUUCUUUGCUCUCAAAUCGAAUCCACAUCCAGAAAUACUCAAAAUUUUUGAGAGUGUUGGUUUUGGUUUGGAAUGUGUUUCGAUCGAUGAGGUUCGAAUGGUUUGCUCCUUAUUCCCAAAUAUAGAUCGAGCAAAUAGAAUUCUCUUCACACCUAAUUUUGCUCCCAAGAAGGAAUAUCGUGAAGCCCUGAGUCUUGGUGUCAUGCUCACGAUUGACUCAUUGUAUCCUCUCAUGAACUGGGGAGAGUUAUUGCGAGGUAAAUCUGUCCUGUUGAGAAUUGAUCCAGGAGCAGGCAAGGGACAUCAUGCCAAAGUUAAGACAAGUGGUGUUCAGUCCAAGUUUGGAAUUCAUAUUAGCGAUAUCCCUCAAGCAGUCAAGUUAUGUGCUCAAUACAAUAUUACAGUGAUAGGUCUUCAUGCUCAUGUUGGAAGCGGAAUUUUGGAUGAAGCAGAAGCAUGGAAGAAGACAGCUGUCACAUUAGCUCAACUUAUUGCUGAACAUCCAAAACUCAUGAACGAUGUGAAAAUGAUUGACUGUGGAGGAGGUUUAGGAGUUCCAUAUGUUCCAUACAAACAAACAGAGCUUGAUUUAUCGGAAGUAGCAAAAGCAAUGAUCGACUUUAAAAAGAAUCACAAUCCUACCAAUGUCAAAUUAUGUAUGGAACCAGGUCGUUUCCUGACUGCGAAUGCUGGAGUUUUGCUGGCAAGAGUGACACAAAUCAAGAAUAAGAUGAACAAGUUAUUUGUUGGAAUAGAGACUGGUAUGAAUUCCUUAAUUCGACCAACGCUGUAUGAUGCUCAUCAUGAAAUUGUGAACCUCUCAAAAAUUAGCGAUCCCAACAGUGAUGACCCAGCUGAAAGUACCAUGAUUGCUGAUAUUGUUGGACCCAUUUGUGAGAGUGGUGAUGUCUUUGGAACAGAUCGAGCCAUUUCUAGUGAAACACGUGAGGGUGACGUUUUGUGCAUUUGUACGGCUGGAAGUUAUGGUUACAGUAUGUCCUCUCAUUACAACAAUCGAGUUCCUGCCAAGGAGAUUUUUAUUUUGCCUCAAAAUACCAAGAAUCAAUAG
This is a messenger RNA of Naegleria fowleri, 3258 nucleotides long. RefSeq lists its product as uncharacterized. The transcript has a single exon. Gene Ontology annotation, molecular function: diaminopimelate decarboxylase activity. NCBI's taxonomy places the organism in Eukaryota, Heterolobosea, Eutetramitea, Acrasida, Naegleriidae. Bases 1 to 3258 code for a protein of 1085 amino acids. The record is from RefSeq and is a predicted model, not a curated record.